Molecule: messenger RNA, 1461 nt
Organism: Zasmidium cellare ATCC 36951
Lineage: Eukaryota; Fungi; Ascomycota; Dothideomycetes; Mycosphaerellales; Mycosphaerellaceae
Exons: 4
Coding region: 1-1461 (486 amino acids)
Biological process (GO): tripeptide transport; dipeptide transport; transmembrane transport
Cellular component (GO): plasma membrane
Molecular function (GO): allantoate transmembrane transporter activity; dipeptide transmembrane transporter activity
Source: RefSeq, a predicted model, not a curated record
AUGAUGAACGUCGAGAAGAAGGUUCCUCUCGAGGACGUGGCUCCCGAGUUUGAAAUCGGGAACGGCGUCGUCAAAGUUUCCGCAGAGAUAACGGAAGAAGAGAAGAGGGUGAGGUGGAAAAUUGAUCUGGUGGUCUUGCCGAUGAUGUGCCUCGUCUUCUUCACGCAAUACCUCGACAAACAAUCCCUCUCCUACGCCUCCGUCUACGGCCUCCUCACCGACCUCAACCUCACCAACAACCAAUACUCCUGGCUGACGAGCUGCUUCUACCUCUCCCAGCUAGCGUCAGAAUGGCCGUUCAUCUACCUCAUGAGUCGACUGCCGAUCGCCAAGUUCGUGGGCUUUACGGUCAUCCUGUGGGGUGGCGUGUGUAUGUGCCUCGCGGCGCCGAACAAUUUCGCGGGGUUUGCGGCCGUGAGGUGUUUGUUGGGGUUUACGGAGGGGGCGGUCAGUCCGGCUUUUAUUACGAUUACCUCGAUUUGGUAUAAGAAGGAGGAGCAUCCUUUGAGGGUUGGGAUGUGGGUUACGUGCAAUGGCCUGGCUCAGAUUGCGGGCUCGCUCAUGAUGUACGGCAUUGGCGAGAACCUAUCACACCUGUCCAUACAGCCGUGGCGGGUCAUGUUUCUGGUUGCUGGCGGCGUCACGAUCUUUGCUGGUAUCCUCUUCUUCGUUUUGAUGCCAGCAGGCCCAGAUACGGCGUGGUUUCUCACACCUGAGGAACGAACCGUCGCAGCACGACGUCUAGCCUCGCAACACGACGGCGGCGACAAGACGACUUUCUCUUGGGCACAGUUCAAAGAAGCAUGCCUAGACCUCAAGACCUUUCACGUCUUCAUGUUCGGGCUCUUGGUCACUAUGUGCAGCCCCGUGCUCACCUUCGCAUCCUUGGUGAUCAAGAAUCUCGGCUACACAUCUGGUGAAACCCUCCUCUAUGGCUCGCCCUCUGGAGCGGUACAGAUCUUCUUCAUCUGGGUCGGUGUAGCAGCCUGCUGGUUCUUCCCCAACAGCCGCAACCUCACCGUCUUACUCCUCAGCAUCGUCCCUCUCGUGGGAUGCAUCCUCCUCACCGUCCUACCACUCGACUCAGGCUGGGGCAUGAUCGUAGCCAGCUGGCUAGCAUCGGUCAUCAGCUCCCAAUUUAGCGUUCUCAUGUCACUCUCCGCUAGCAAUGUGCGUGGCAACACCAAGAAAGCCUUCGUCAACGCCGUCUUCUUCGUGGGAUAUUCAACUGGCUGCAUCGCCGCUCCUCAGCUCUGGACCGAGCCUCCAAGAUAUUCAGCCGGCGUGAUCUGUGCUCUCGUCGACUGGGGUCUCGUCUACGUUUUCAUUCCUUCGUAUUGGUGGUUAUGUUACCGCGAGAACAGCAAACGAGACCGUCAGCAAGGCCAAGUCGCUGGCUCAUUUGUGGCGGGCGCAGAUGUCACCGACAAAGAAGACAAAUCGUUUCGAUACACCACAUAG